This is a messenger RNA of Cimex lectularius (bed bug), 4013 nucleotides long. RefSeq names its product sterile alpha and TIR motif-containing protein 1 (gene Sarm). Gene Ontology annotation, biological process: negative regulation of MyD88-independent toll-like receptor signaling pathway; response to axon injury; signal transduction. NCBI's taxonomy places the organism in Eukaryota, Metazoa, Arthropoda, Insecta, Hemiptera, Cimicidae. Bases 158 to 3277 code for a protein of 1039 amino acids. Gene Ontology annotation, cellular component: dendrite. The record is from RefSeq and is a predicted model, not a curated record. Gene Ontology annotation, molecular function: protein binding; NAD+ nucleosidase activity; signaling adaptor activity. The transcript has 14 exons.
AAUAGAAAAAAUACAGUACAAGAUAACCGCGGGAUGUCAGUUCGCGACGAGGAAAGAUGGGAUUAUUAACGGCUCAGAGCUGAGCGGAUCGUGAUUGAGGUGGGGCUUAGCUGCAUCUUUCUGAUACCCGGCCCGACGAGGAUCGCCCUCGAUCUCGAUGUGGGAGGGAACCAGGCGCCGGUUCCGGCCGGUGCCCGAGCAGCAGAGGAUGCAGACGCCGAUGCCGAUGGACCGGUCGCGGGUCGACGGCUUCACAAAAAGACGACACAUUCCCUCGUUCCCGCUGGAAAGCAAUGAGAAUGGAGAGGGCGGCGAGUCGAAAAACGGAUCCCCCGUGAAAGAUUUGGCUCAGAUCUCCGGGGCCCAGACGCAGCAAUUGCUGUCGCAGCAGAUCUCAACCAGUUCGACGACGACGACAAGUUCGAGUUCGCGCGUGGCCAAAUCAUCGCAGAAGAUUAUGAGCGCUUCGACGCUCAAGGCGAACCUUUCCGAGCUGAAGUCGAGCAUCUCGGAGAUGAAGAGCCUCAGCAGCUUCAACUCGAUGAAGAGCUCCGUCGAAGACUUGGUCGAGGAGUGCGAGUCGGACGUGUGCACAAGCCCGUGCGACGGCGAGCCCCUCGUCACAUUCCCGGACCAGGAAUCGCCCCCGGAGUCCGUACGGGCCAUGUCACCCGAGGCCAUGUGCCUCGGCCAGAAAAGAAACAAAAAAGUGCUUUCGGAAAGGUCAGUCGCCAAUUCUUUCGGGCUUAAGAGGAUGCAGUCCGGCGAGGUAACCUUCCAGGAGACACAGGCGCAGCAAAAAGUCUUGGCCAAACUCGAAAUGGACGGCGUCACCGCCGAGAAAUCAGUCAACAAACUUCAGGAACAGCGAUCGAUCAAAUCCGGAGAAGUCACCCAGCGUGAGUCCCAGAGCAGGAGCGCAGCCACGCUGAGACUUCAGAGUGGCACUUUCACAACAGAAAAGAAUAUGAUGGCUGCUCAACAGCAAAGCCAAACGAUAACUUCGACUGGUUUGGUAAACCAGGAAAAGCAUACGAGCCAUCAAAAUUACAUAUUUACCAAAGGGAUGAGCUCCAAAACUUCAGUGAUAUCUUCACAAAUGGUGAACAGUAGUCACCUUUUAAACGGUCAGAGCAAUUUGAAGAUGAUAGAAGAAGACCCUUUUCCUAUUUGCUUGGACGAGCUGGAGAAGCUGAGUUCCAAUUCGACGACGCAAGAAGUCGAAAACGCCAAAGCCAAAUACAGCGACCAGUUGUACGCGGCUGUGAAAACUGUUAAAAGCCUGAAAGGGGAAAACUGCAAAAAGAUCCCACUCGUGCUGAACAGGAUCAACGAGAUGAUCAGAAAGGCCUGGGAGGUGCCGACUCACGGGCACGACAUCGGUUCCACCCUCUGUAACUCGCUGCGGGCCAGCGGCGGCCUCGACUUCCUCCUCACCAACAACACAGACGACGAACAACAGUUCGCGAGUGCCAAACUGCUCGAGCAGUGCCUCACCUCGGAAAACAGGGACUAUGUCGUGUCCAACGGUCUCGAGAUGGUCGUCACCUCCGCCUGCGUCUGCACCAAAAAUUCCAAUUCCAUCGAACAUUCCCGGGUGGGGACCGGCAUCCUAGAACACCUUUUCAAGCACAGCGAAGGAACGUGCAGCGACGUUAUCAGACUCGGCGGUCUUGACUCGGUCCUCUUCGAAUGCAGGAAAAACGACGUCGAAACCCUCAGGCACUGCGCUGGUGCUCUGGCCAAUCUGUCUUUAUACGGUGGAGCAGAAAACCACGAGGCCAUGAUCAAGCGCAAGGUCCCGAUGUGGCUUUUCCCUCUCGCCUUCCACACAGACGACAACAUCAAAUAUUACGCGUGUUUAGCGAUAGUUGCCCUCGUCGCCAAUAAAGAAAUCGAAGCUGCCGUCCUCAAGUCGGGCACUUUAGACCUCGUAGAACCCUUCAUCACAACUCACAAUCCUUCGGAAUUCGCCAAAUCGAAUCAGGCUCACGCCCACGGACAGAGCAAGCACUGGCUCCAGCGGUUGGUGCCUGUGCUCAGCUCAAAGAGAGAAGAGGCGAGGAACCUGGCUGCCUUCCACUUUUGUAUGGAAGCGUGGAUUAAGAAACAACAAGGGAACACGGAACUCUUCAAGAACAUCGGUGCGAUCGAACCGCUGAAGAAGGUUGCCAGUUGCCCCAAUGCCAUCGCGUCCAAGUUCGCCGCACAAGCGCUCAGGCUCAUAGGAGAAGAGAUACCCCAUAAACUAAGCCAGCAAGUCCCUCUCUGGAGCACGGAAGACGUACGGGAAUGGGUCAAACAGAUAGGAUUUGCGGAGUACGCGUUAAACUUCACAGACAGUCGGGUCGACGGUGACCUUCUCCUCCAACUCACGGAAGACAAUCUCAUGUCAGACAUCGGAAUCACAAAUGGAAUCAGAAGAAAAAGGUUCACACGCGAGCUGCAGACUCUGAAGAAAAUGGCCGACUACAGCAGUCGGGAUUCUUCCAACCUCAACUCGUUCCUCCAGUCCAUUGGGCCAGAAUUUUCCGUCUAUACAUAUGCCAUGCUUAACGCUGGCGUUGACAAAGAGACUUUAAGGAGUUUGUCAGAAGAACAGCUAGUCAGUGAAUGUGGCAUAACUAACAGUAUUCACAGAUACCGAAUGCUUGAUUUGAUACGAGCAAACGAAAAUAACAUUGGGACAUCUUUCGAAGAGAACCUCGACAAAUCUCUCGAUGUGUUUAUCAGUUAUAGACGUUCGAAUGGAUCUCAACUUGCCAGUUUACUUAAGGUCCAUCUCCAACUCAGGGGCUUCUCGGUUUUCAUCGACGUCGAGAGGCUUGAAGCAGGAAAAUUUGACAACAACUUGCUCCACAGCAUUCGCCAAGCGAAACAUUUUAUCUUAGUUUUAACCUCCAGUGCGCUAGAUAGGUGCAUAGCGGAUGACGACUGCAAAGACUGGGUGCAUCGGGAAAUCGUAGCAGCACUACAAGCACAAUGCAACAUAAUCCCAAUUAUGGAUAAUUUCUCCUGGCCUGAUCCUGAAAAGCUCCCUGACGAUAUGAGAGCUGUCUGUCAUUUCAAUGGUGUAAUGUGGAUCCACGACUACCAGGACGCUUGUGUGGACAAGCUCGAAAGGUUUAUGAGGGGCGACCCGAUUUCAAGGUCGAUCACAGGGACGAGUCGGACAGGCGACAUGACACCAGGCACACCAUCCAUCAGUCACAAGCCGCCCUUCAACCGCAACCACUCAAACAUGAGUGCGGACGGUUCCGAGGGGAGUCGGGAAUGACUAGAAGGGCACGCCAGGUCUGCGCAAGAAAUCCGGGAGCCCCGCAGGGGUGAAUGCCUGGCGACCGCCCACCAGCCCGCAAAGCGCGAACCGAAGACACAACCAAAACCGAGCUGUUCAACCUCGCAAAUUUUCCAAUCAGCUCAGCAAUCGAUAUCCAUCCCGAAGCAGCAAUACCAGGGAGGAAGAUCUCUCUCAAAGCGCCGACGCGCUUUUAGACCUCCACUCCGACUUGCCAUCCCCACCGCAGCCAUCACCUCCUCCUCCUCGCCGGUCGCAUUCUGUCAAGGAGCUCACAACAGCUCAGGAAGCAACGGCGGAGGAAUCAACUCAAGAGGAUCAGGAUCGAGACGAGACGACUGGUUCUUUGGAAACGGUUUCAACGCUCGCGACGUCCUCGUUAAAAAUGAGAAAAAAGCGAAACUUUGUCGACCGAUGGACAAGCAAAGUGAGAUCGUUCAUGAAGAAAUAGAGACACGCAAAAAACACGCUAACAAAACGCUCAUCCAAGCUACUUUCGACAACUGGGAGCUUUCUGAAAAAAAAUCCAGAUCCCCUGAUACAAUUUUUCACCUUUAAUUAUGGACACUAUACCGUGCCUUUCGUUAGUGAUCACAAAAAUUCACUUUGCAUUAAAUUUAAAGAUUUGUAACACUGUUAAAAGUUGGGAUGAUUAUAAUUAUUAUGCUUUUAAUGUUACAAAAAAAUAUUGUAAAUACAAAAUGCCUUAUUUUUA